Thunnus maccoyii (southern bluefin tuna) is the source of this 3287-nucleotide messenger RNA. RefSeq names its product ligand of numb-protein X 2a (gene lnx2a). Gene Ontology annotation, molecular function: ubiquitin-protein transferase activity; metal ion binding; protein binding. NCBI's taxonomy places the organism in Eukaryota, Metazoa, Chordata, Actinopteri, Scombriformes, Scombridae. The transcript is spliced from 11 exons. The record is from RefSeq and is a predicted model, not a curated record. Bases 360 to 2624 code for a protein of 754 amino acids.
GCUCUGGAUUGACAGCCACUGGCCCCGCCCACACCGGUGACGAACAGCGGUGGGCGUGGCCAGCGCCGCCAGAGGCACGGGGGCGUUUUCGUGCGGGUUUGCGGAACGGUCCUUUGCGGUGAAUGCGUGAUUGAGGUCCCGCAGCUAAUAAUCGUCCCCCUUUUUGGGGCCGGAGUGCGCGGCGCGGAGGAGCAGCCGGAUCAGGGUGAUGUGCCAUCAGCCACUGGGGGGCAUCUGUCCUCUCUGCAACCUGUUCAUCCUGUGAAGCUUAUGGGAUAGGAGUGUGUGUGCCCCUUCCCAACACUGCAGCCCCACUGGAGUCAUUUGUGCCAAAGCUGAGUUGUGCUGAAGGAACAGAGAUGGGCAGCCCAGGCUGCGAGGUGGGUCUCGCCGGGCCAGUGGAGCCAACCCUGGAGGCUCUGUGUUCUGAGUGUGGCCAGAUCCACCGCAGCUGGGAGAACCACCUUUACAACUACCGCCUGGAAGUGGACGACGACCUUGUGUGCCACAUCUGCCUGCAGCCGUUGGUGCAGCCACUCGACACACCGUGCGGCCACACCUUCUGCGCCCGCUGCCUGCGUAGCUUCCUCCAGGAGAGGGACUUCUGCCCGUUGGACAGGACGCGGCUGCAGCUGCAGGCGUGCCGCAGAUCCAGCAUACUGGUUCACAAGCUGCUGGACAAGCUGUCAGUGUCCUGCCCUUUGACCCCAGUCUGCUCCCUGAGCAUGCCACGAUGUGACUUGGAGGCACACCUCAAACACAGGUGCCCCGGGACGCAGUCUCAGCAGACCAGUGUGGACGGCCCGCGAUGCGAGAGUGGGGACGAACGGGCGAUGGUGACCAGCCCUCCCAGAUCACCCCGCUCCCCGCAGACAGACCUGAGGGACGCCACCCCGUCGCCGCCCUCCGGACCUAACAACGCCUGCAGCAACGGAUCCACGUGGACAGACGAUGCCGGCCUUGACAACCCCGCCUUUGAGGAAAGCACCGAGGAAGACAGUGUGGUCGGGUUGGAGUGUGUUGUCCCCAGGGUGAAGCGGCCCCUCAGUAAUCCCUGCAUCCACCUCCUCCGGUCUGUCAGCUCCACCUCCUCAGGCUGGGACUGCCCCGAGUCCCCGCCUCUCUCCGCCGAAGAGGGCUGUGUAAAGUUGCCCUCCCUCCCUGAAGGAGAGAUUACAGCCAUAGAGGUCCACCGGGCCAACCCGUACGUUGAGCUGGGCAUCAGCAUCGUCGGUGGAAACGAGACGCCUCUCAUUAACAUUGUGAUUCAGGAAGUCUACCGAGACGGGGUCAUUGCACGAGACGGGAGGCUGCUGGCUGGGGAUCAGAUACUACAGGUGAACAAUGUGGACAUCAGUAAUGUGCCCCACAGUUUUGCCCGCUCUACCCUUGCACGCCCCUGUACCACUCUGCAGCUGACUGUGCUCAGGGAGCGUCGCUGUGCCUCCCGGGCGCCUCCCUCUUCCUCCUCCUCCACCCCGGCCGUGCCACAUGCGCCCUGCUCCACCCCUGAGGGCACCCCGUCCAGCCCCGCCACACUGAGAAUCACCCUGCAUAAGCGGGACUCAACAGAGCAGCUUGGCAUCAAGCUGGUGCGGCGAACGGAUGAGUCAGGAGUGUUUGUGUUGGACCUGUUGGAGGGAGGCCUGGCAGCGAAGGACGGCAGGCUGCGCAGUAAUGACCGCGUUUUGGCUGUCAACGAACAGGACCUUCGCCACGGCACCCCGGAGCAGGCUGCACAGAUUAUACAGGCCAGCGGAGAGCGAGUCCACCUGAUGAUUGGCCGACCCAGUAAACCAACUCCGCCGCCACCGCCAAAAUCAAGCUCCACCAGAGACCUUUACUGCCUUGAUCACUUCCUGCCUAACCACAGCUCUACCCCAAGUCCUGUGCCCAUACACCUCUCCCGCACCAGCACCCACAGAGAUCUGUCCCAGUGUGUGACCUGUAAGGAGAAACAUAUCACGGUGAAGAAGGAACCCCUGGAGUCACUUGGCAUGACUGUCGCAGGAGGGCGGGGCAGCAAGAGCGGGGAGCUGCCGAUCUUUGUGACCAGCGUCCAACCUCACGGCUGCUUGUCGAGGGACGGGCGAAUCAAACGAGGUGAUGUCCUGCUGAGUAUCAACGGUCAGGACUUGACGUAUCUGAGCCACAGUGAAGCCGUGGGCACCCUUAAGGCCAGCGCUGCCUCACCCUCAGUGCAGCUGCGGGUGCUGGAGGUCAGCAUGGUGGAGGAGCACGACCACGACCAGCUGCUGCCUCACACUCAUGACAGCGACUUUGAUGCCAACUGGUCCCCCUCGUGGGUCAUGUGGCUGGGUCUGCCCAGCUACCUGCACAGUAGUCAUGAGAUUGUACUGCGGAGGAACCACCCUGGCAGUUGGGGCUUCAGCAUCGUUGGCGGCUAUGAAGAAACCCACGGCAACCAGGCGUUCUUCAUCAAGACCAUUGUCCUCGGCACACCUGCGUACUACGACGGACGCCUCAAGUGUGGUGACAUGAUUGUGGCGGUCAACGGCCUGUCAACAGCAGGAAUGAGCCACUCAGCGCUGGUGCCCAUGCUGAAGGAGCAGCGCAGCCGGGUGGCGCUUACUGUGGUCUCCUGGCCUGGCAGCCUGGUAUAGCUGGGCCGGAUCAUAAGCAGGCUGCGCAACCACACUGAGUCCACCCAGAAUGUCCUAUAUUGGGAACGACCUUGGCCAAAGUGAACUGGUACACGCUACUGUACAUCGCUCCAUACCGGGCUUAAUCCAGGACCAAAAGCAUUCAGAGCUGUAGUAGACCCAGCAGGACCAAGCCUGUCCUGACCAGGUGGGAACUGAUCCAGAUCGUGCCAUGUCACUCGACAGACUGCACUCACAAACACACUGCUGUGUUCAUAUGGUCAUGUUGUCUUCACUCCCGCGGGGAGAAUGAUACUGCAACUGUUAACAGGCAAUUUGUGCUGUAUUCACCUCACUAGGCAGUUGUAGAAUCCAGGGCUGUAUUCAGGUGGAUGCAUCGUUGCAGGUAGAGAUAGAAUAUUUAAAAAAAAUAAAAAAAAGUAGCCUGUGAUCCUCUGUCAUCUAGGAUAAUGACCUGUAAUCACUUUAAUCAAGAUUUUCUGCAACACCAGCGCUGUAUCCAGCUGAAUAAGCCUGAGGCCUUAUUAGAAACCUGCCGCACCCUGGGGGCUCAACUGCCCUUAGGCCUCAUCACCAUGACAACCAGCUGUCCCAUCAGCUGGAGUUUUAUACAUGUGUGUGAAUGUGUGUUCUGUUUGUUUAAUAAACAUUUCCUUCAAAGGA